Messenger RNA from Rhagoletis zephyria (snowberry fruit fly), 1851 nucleotides. RefSeq lists its product as uncharacterized. The record is from RefSeq and is a predicted model, not a curated record. Lineage: Eukaryota; Metazoa; Arthropoda; Insecta; Diptera; Tephritidae.
AUGGAUAAACUGGAUGCUGAGUCCCAAACAAAAUGGGAGGAAUCUGUUGAUUAUACACAGCUGUCCUCAUGGGAAAAUUGUUCAGAAAUACUAUCAAGGCGAUGUCAAACGUUAGAAGCACGGGAAACAAAGAUUUCUCAUACCGAUUUGAAGCAGACUAUAAAGGAUGUCCAUCGGGACUCCAAGCCAAAGACAUUCUUCGGUAAGCGUAAUACGUCAACGGCACUGGCUAUUGAGCAUACAUCUUGCAGCAUUUGUCACAAAGGUGGUCAUGAGGUAGUGACUUGCCCGAGAUUCACGCGAAUGAGCUCUCAAGAGCGCUACUCUGCGGCACGUGCCGCCAAGCUAUGUCUGGUAUGUUUGAGAAAGGGUCAUUGGCUAAAGCAAUGUAGCGCUGCGAAAUGCACAACAUGCAAUCAUUCACACCACAUAUUGCUUCAUAGGCAAGACGACACAGGACCCGUCUCGAAUGAAGUCAGCGCGUUGGAGAAUAAGGAAAGCAGCUCAUCAACUAAAAAAGUAGCACUAUAUACGAGUUCCAGUACCGCAGUUGUGCAAGAAGUUUUCUUGGAAACUGCAGUUAUACUGGUGAAAGAUACGGGUGGACGUUAUCAUCCGGUGCGUGCCAUUUUAGAUUCAGCGUCGCAAAUUAACCUUAUGUGCGACUAUUUGGCGCAGAUGUUAAGGCUGCCAAAGGCGACAUGCCUGCUUGAACUUAAUGGCGUUAGUGGAGUACGAACGAGCAUAACAAAAAAGGCUCAUACAGUGAUAAAGUCACGCGUCAACAACUACGAAGUAGCAUUGCAAUUUUAUAUAUUGCCAAAGAUCACAUCAAGAAAACCUGAUCAAUAUGUCAACGUCUCCACCUGGAAUAUUCCCAAGAAUGUUGAGCUUGCGGAUCCACGCUUUAAUACUCCGGCACGGGUGGAUAUGUUGCUAGGUGCAGAAAUAUUUCUGGAGUUGCUGUGCGUAGGUCAAAUAAAGCUGUUGAACGGUGUACCUCGAUUGCAAAAAACGGUAUUUGGCUGGGUAGUGUCCGGUAGCACACAGAUAGUCGAAGGUGAUCGCGUGAGGGCUCAAAGCCUUGUAAGCGACGUAGUCGUAACGGAACAGCAAGACGAAAAACUUAACAGCUUGGUGGAGCGAUUCUGGGAGAUGGAGCAACUAUCGACGAAGUCUACGUUCUUAACUGACGAGGAAGCAGAGUGCGAGCGCAUAUUUCGCGAGAGCGUGCGCAGAGAUGACAGCGGAAAAUUCGUCGUAAAAAUACCAUUUAAGAACAACGUUGAUAAACUUGGAGAUUCGUUUUACACAGCUGAGCGGCGGUUUCUGGCAUUGGAAAGGCGGCUUAAUAAAGAUUCAGACACCAAAAAAGCAUAUGCUGACUUUAUUGAGGAGUAUAUAAAACUCGGGCAUAUGGCAAAGGUAGCGGCAGCAGACCUUGAGCAGCUGAAGUAUUUUUCGCCUCAUCAACAUGUGUUACGCCCGGAGUCCACGAGUACAAAACUUCGAGUAGUUUUUGAUUGUAGUUGCAAAACUAGUAGCGGGUUGUCGCUCAAUGACGUAAUGAUGAAAGGGCCAGUUGUACAAGAUGAUUUGUUGUCGAUAGUGCUGCGAUUUCGGUGCUUCAAAUUUGCGCUUACAGCUGACGUAACAAAAAUGUACAGACAAGCAUGGGUUACUGCCGAAGACUGCAACUAUCAAGCGAUUUUGUGGAGAAACUCCAGCGAUGAAAGGCUUGCAGCAUAUCGACUGCUGACGAUAACUUAUGGGACAACGGCAGCGCCUUUUCUAGCAACUCGUUGCCUGCAGCAGUUGGGUGAAGAUGGUACGAAGCACUUUCCAUUGUGA